AUGGGCAAACAUAGAGACGUGGCUGUGGAGGGGUUGUUUAAGAAAUAUGACAUUGUUAAACUUUCGGAUGAAGAAGAGAUCGUAAAACUUUUACAGGAGGGGCAUGGCGGGUGGAAUGAGAGGAUGAAAUUGAGUCUUGGAGUUAAAGGGCUCGUAAACCGCGUGGAGUUCGGCAAUGUCCGUGUUGAAUUCGUCAACAGCGACACCUGGGCCCUGAAUCCCGAGGUUCUUAUUAAAGACGAGGAGGAAGGGACAGGAAUUGAUGAUUUAGAGACUGGCGACUUUGUCCUCAUACGGCCUGUCUCUGAGCAGGAGGCACGGGUCCUACAACAGGAUCAUGGCGGUUGGGCAGCGGGCAUGGAGAAGUCUUUAGGCCACACCGGUAUUGUAAAAGACGUACUUCCGGGGUCAAAGGUCAAGGUCGAGGUUUCACAGCAACCAUGGGUAUACAACAAGAGUUUGAUAACUCUGGUGUGCAAAAAAGAGGAGAUGGUACGAGUGCUACUAAGGCGUCAGUCAACCAUGUAA
Messenger RNA from Lingula anatina, 528 nucleotides. RefSeq lists its product as uncharacterized. The record is from RefSeq and is a predicted model, not a curated record. Gene Ontology annotation, biological process: regulation of autophagy; protein autophosphorylation; peptidyl-serine phosphorylation. NCBI's taxonomy places the organism in Eukaryota, Metazoa, Brachiopoda, Lingulata, Lingulida, Lingulidae. Gene Ontology annotation, cellular component: autophagosome; membrane; cytosol. Gene Ontology annotation, molecular function: protein serine/threonine kinase activity; ATP binding.